This is a messenger RNA of Hermetia illucens (black soldier fly), 843 nucleotides long. RefSeq names its product heat shock protein 27-like. The transcript has a single exon. The coding region runs from base 177 to 701 and encodes 174 amino acids. Gene Ontology annotation, biological process: response to heat; protein refolding. Gene Ontology annotation, molecular function: protein folding chaperone. NCBI's taxonomy places the organism in Eukaryota, Metazoa, Arthropoda, Insecta, Diptera, Stratiomyidae. The record is from RefSeq and is a predicted model, not a curated record.
ACUCGAAAAAUUGAUGCAUUGGUAGAGCGAAAUUUGGGAUCCAGUUGGAAUGCCCAAAUUCAGAAAGUGAUUAAGUGCUAUACGCGCAUCUUGUUAAAUAAAUAAAGUUAAAUAAAGUGAUAUCUCUAAUUUACAUAAAAAGUUAAUAUUUUUGAAAACAGAUAAAAAUUUCUACGAUGUUUAAAAAAAAAUAUAGCCCGGAAUACACGGACCUAAAUACCUGCCGCAACGAUUCCAUGACCCAUUUCCAACCAGAGUGUGAGCAACCCCCGUUAAUAGUUCAAAGCUGUUGCGAAUAUUGCCAAGGCCAAGAGGCAUACGAGAUCGAGGAACCCGCUGAACUUCGGAGAGGUCCGUUUGUUAACCAGGACGGGUUCCAGGUGGCAAUAGAAGUUAAACCGUUCAAACGGGACGAACUCACGGUGAGGGUCGUCGACCAUUAUAUAGUCAUCGAAGGAGUGCACGAGGAACGUGAAGAGGACUAUGGAUUGGUUGCUAGGCAUUUCACAAAGAAGUUUCAAUUGCCGCAACAAUUCGAUCCAAAAGACGUUGUGUCCUCAUUGUCGGUAGAUGGUAUUUUAACUGUUAGGGCUCCGCAUCCACCGGGAGCGGCUGAAAAAUGGCAGGAACACGAUGUUCAUAUUCAAUUAGAGGCAGACAACGAUCCUGCUGAAGAUGAAACCAGGGAAGAGAGCAAGUGAAGCAAACGAGCAAAUUUAAGUUGAAAAUUUAAUUCAUUUUUAUAAAUAAUAAACAAAACAAUGUUAAAUACAAUUGAAUCUUAUUAUAGAAGCCUGCUAUUAUACUAAAAUAAGUCAUAUUAGAAUAAAAAAAUCGAGCUUA